AUGCCUGCUGAACGGCGCUCUACCAGACUCGCAUCUAUCGCGCCCACCGCCUCCCCUGCCACCAGCCCUUGCAGGCCCACGAGCGCUCGCAAGCCCACCAGCUCUCGCAAGCCUACCAGCACCCGCAAGCCAGCCACCCGCAAGAAGCCCGCCACUCGCAAGACCCUCUCCUCCCAACCCGCCGACACAGAAGAGACCCCGAGCGGCAACUACGAAGUCACCUUCCGCCAGCUCUGCGAAGAAUGCCCCAGCGAGUGCGGCUCGUCCAGCGAGGAGUCCGACGAGGGCUUCGACGCCAUGCGCGGCCACGAGUACUAUCUCGCGCAGGGCCUCACGGAAAAGCAGAUCAGACGGCGCUAUGCGAGGCGCAUCAGGAAGCUCGCUAAGGGGGUAAACAGCUUGGAACAGGAGCAGGCGUGGACGGAUGAGGAGCGUGCUAUGGCUUGGAAGGCGGCGCGCAACAAGGGCCAAUGCCGGGACAAGCAGGCCGAGAUGGAUGUCGAACCCAUCAAGCCCGUGCGGCGCGGUUCCGAGGAGACGUCUUCGAGCGAAGAGGAGUCAAGCUCGGACUCAGACUCUGGCAUGGAGUACUAGGACUUGGGAGGGAGGAUGCAUCACGCAGCCUGCCGCCCUCGAAUUGCAUCAGGCCACGGGGCAGGCACCACGACCCUUGAGGCGCUGCAGCCCACCUUCUGCUUGCCAGCCUCGGCAAGGUUUAUGCACUCUUCUGCCCCU
Schizophyllum commune H4-8 is the source of this 735-nucleotide messenger RNA. RefSeq lists its product as uncharacterized. The record is from RefSeq and is a predicted model, not a curated record. Lineage: Eukaryota; Fungi; Basidiomycota; Agaricomycetes; Agaricales; Schizophyllaceae. The coding region runs from base 1 to 594 and encodes 197 amino acids. The transcript has 2 exons.